Molecule: messenger RNA, 2019 nt
Organism: Neltuma alba
Lineage: Eukaryota; Viridiplantae; Streptophyta; Magnoliopsida; Fabales; Fabaceae
Exons: 1
Coding region: 1-2019 (672 amino acids)
Source: RefSeq, a predicted model, not a curated record
AUGCCGGAGACGCGAUCCUCCGAACGUCUCGGUGACAUUGAACAGAGACUAGAUUUGCAGCAAGGAACCAUCGACUCCAUUACCGUCCGCUUGGACAAGCAAUCUCAGGACCUUUCUGAUUUGCGGAAUGAUCUUAAAACCUCUUCGGCCAGAUUUGAGCAUUAUUUUAAGGAAAUCAACUCUAAACUCUCAUCUCUCUCGGAACAUGGGAAACGACCAUCAGUUGGGGAGGGGGCCUCCCACUCUGCUACACCGCCCCGAAUGCCCACAUUUGGCUCGUUGAAUGAGUUGUUUCAGCAGCCGCCCUCUUCGUAUGUCAUUCCAACCAAGCACAGUCGAGUUGAGUUUCCCCGAUUUGACGGUGACGACUUCAAGGGAUGGGCCUACCGCUGCCGUCAGUUUUUCGAAGUCGACGGAACACCUGCUGAGCAGCGUAUACGCCUCCUCUCUAUUCAUCUGGAAGGGCACGCUCUUUGUUGGCACCAGACUUUCAUGCGUCACAGAGCCUUUUCCGAUGUUAGUUGGGACGAAUAUUUCAAGCAGAUGGAAGCUAAGUUCUCUGAUGUUAAGGGCGAAAAUCCUCUGAUCACCCUUAAACUGCUUCAGCAAGGUACAGGCCUCGUAAUGGACUAUGAGAAGAAGUUUGACGAGCUUUUGUGUGAAGUGGACAUACCAGAAGAGGUGGCCAUUAAUCUUUUUAUUGGAGGCCUACGACCAGACAUCCAGAAGCUUGUUCUGAACUUUGCGCCGACGACCUUGGCGAGCGCUACUAAUUCCGCUAGAAUGCAGGAGGUAGCAAUUCAAGCUCUUCACGACAAUGCCCCGAAUCGGCGUUCACUGUUUUCUGGUAGGGCUGACUCAAGCAAAUUCUCUGGGCUAGUGGGCUCUAAGCUUGGGCCGGCCAGUGAUGGGUCGAUUUCUGAAAGGUCCACAGUUCACAGUCCGGUGGCCUUUAAGUCUUCGCCUCCAUCAGCGCCUCCCUCGUCAUCCAUAGCUUCCUCUGUAUCAAAGCCGACUAAGCACCUGACCAAGAAAGAAAUGGAUGAACGAAGACGGAAAGGCUUAUGCUACUGGUGCGCAGAGAAAUAUACCCCGAGCCAUAAGUGUAAGGAAGCGCAUCUGUUCUCUCUUCUAGUCGAUGAAGAUGACGACCAUUUUGAAGAUGCUCUGGAGAUGGUACCGUCGGAGUCUACUGGAACUAUUAAUGCUAUUGAGGGUAAGGAAAACACCGUCACCUUGAAACUUCUCGGGCGCAUAAAAAAUCAAUCGGUGGUCAUUCUGGUUGACACUGGCAGUACUCAUAAUGUCAUCGAUGCUACCAUGGCUAAACGUCUAAACUUGAAGGUUCAUGAACGCCCCACGGUCACCUUGACAGUAGCAGAUACUCGUAAGGUCAGCGUCACCAAAUAUUGCCCCUCGCUGCUAUGGGAAAUGGGAGGGUUUGAAUUUCGCGAUGACUUUUUAGUCAUGAAGAUUGGAGGCUAUGAUGCUAUUCUGGGCACUCAGUGGCUGCGAACGUUGGGUAAAUUCUCCAUGGAUAUGGAGUUGAAACUGUUUGAAUUUCACCGUGAUGGCCGACUCGUUGAGUUACAUGGGGUGGGCUAUUAUGGUAGUCUGGUAACUGAAGAACUCUGGUCCCCUAAAGAUGUCAUGGUCGCUCAACAUGUCUUCCUGAUUCAUGUUCCCUCGCACCUAUCAUUAGAUUUAAAGCCGAAUGCUGAACUUUCUGAAACACAACAAGCUGAGCUGCAACUAUUGUUGGAACGGUAUAGCAGAGUAUUUGAUGAGCCAUGUGAGUUGCCUCCCUCUCGGCGAUUCGAUCACUCCAUCCCUCUCAUUGACAACAAACCAAUCAAUUGCAGGCCUUAUCGGUAUGGGCCAAUGCAGAAAGCUGAAAUUGAGUCUCAGGUGCAACAAAUGUUAUCUCACGGAGUAAUCAGAGAGAGUAGUAGUUCUUUUGCGGCUCCUGUCGUGCUGGUGCAAAAAAAAGAUGGGUCCUGGCGAUUUUGUGUGGAUUAG